Aspergillus viridinutans is the source of this 2520-nucleotide messenger RNA. RefSeq names its product Sad1/UNC domain protein. Gene Ontology annotation, cellular component: membrane; cytoplasm. The transcript has a single exon. Bases 1 to 2520 code for a protein of 839 amino acids. The record is from RefSeq and is a predicted model, not a curated record. Gene Ontology annotation, biological process: protein folding in endoplasmic reticulum. NCBI's taxonomy places the organism in Eukaryota, Fungi, Ascomycota, Eurotiomycetes, Eurotiales, Aspergillaceae.
AUGCUUUUGGGGCGAUGUGCGGGCGCAUCUCUCGUUCAUUUGGCCACCCUUGCCCUGCUUGCGGCUGGAGAAGCGGCACGGGAGCACUCACCGCCACUAUGCCUGGCAAGGGGCUGGCGGGAUACUGAGGCCGAGUUUAUUCGGUGGCCUGUCUGCAUCGAGACCCGAUGGAGUAGGGCAGGAACUACGGUCACUGGGGGACCUUCUGUUACGGUGUCAACUAUUUCAGAGAGUUCGUCGCCGACCAGCAUCGCCAGCCCUGCGACUGAACAACAACACCCUGGUCAGGAGCAAGAGCUGGACACAGAUUCGCCCCUCGAUAACGCCAAGUUCCUAUCCUUUGAAGAUUGGAAGAAGCAGAAUCUAGCAAAGGUUGGCCAGUCGGCGGAGAAUGUAGGGGGAAACCGGCGUAGUGGGGUGGCAGGGAACGAGAGCCGACGACGGCCUACAGGGAUCAGCAACGCGCUGGAUUCGCUGGGAGAAGACGCGGAGAUCGAACUUGACUUUGGUGGAUUCGGGGCUGACGCGCCAGAGGCCGCGCAACCGCCGUCGUUUGGCUCGGGGGUUCACAUGGGAGAAAGCGCGGGGUCGAUUGAUAGCGGACUUGGUGGAGAUGGGAGUGCCCCAUCUCCUGGAGUUCUAGGCAGCUCGCGCAGGAAAGACGCUGGGACUACGUGCAAGGAGCGCUUCAAUUACGCCUCCUUUGACUGCGCUGCUACGGUGCUCAAGACCAACCCCGAGUGUCAGGGCUCGUCUUCCGUACUGAUUGAGAAUAAAGACAGCUACAUGUUAAAUGAAUGUCGGGCUAAAAAUAAGUUUCUGAUUCUCGAGCUGUGCGACGAUAUCCUGGUGGACACUGUGGUUCUUGCAAACUACGAGUUCUUCAGUUCCAUCUUUCAUACCUUCCGGGUCAGCGUCUCGGAUCGAUACCCCCCAAAACCGGACCAGUGGAGAGAACUGGGGAUUUUUGAAGCCAGGAAUACCCGCGAAGUUCAAGCUUUCGCGGUGGAGAACCCGUUGAUCUGGGCUCGGUAUCUGAAGAUUGAGUUUCUGACGCACUACGGAAACGAGUUCUACUGCCCUCUGAGUCUCAUACGCGUCCAUGGGACGACUAUGCUGGAGGAAUACAAGCAUGAUGGCGAGGCUAGUCGAGUUGACGAUGAGAUUGUCGACGUGACUUUGGAGCCGGACCAUGCCGCCACUGACGCGGAGAUUGCAGAGCCAUCCGAAAAUCCGUCUGACGUUGGUGCGGAAACUCGCGAAGGCACGGGCAAGAAAGUGCAGGCUCAACCCCAGGUUACCUGCCCGAACCCAGCACAAGGGCUGGAGAGGCUUCUGGCAAAUUAUGUAGAUUCUGAGACAUGCAGUGCGCAGGAUACACCGACGAGACCUGCUGGCCAGGAAAGAACUGACGCAGCUGUCCAACAUGACUCGUCUUCGAGGGACACCACGCCACCAGGACCCGAGGACUCUGUGCCUAUCGUACCCGGUGCAGGUGAUGGUACCAAAGACGCACCCGAUGCUCGACGAGCUGCUGGACAGUCCGGAGCUGACGGCACCCCUUCUCCCGCUUCGACAGCCACCAUAUCUGAGCCUGUGCAGCACGAUACCACGUCGGAAGCAGACCAGAAAUCUACAGCCUCAUCCCAGGAAGAACAAGUUUCUUCAGUAGACUCAACCAAAUUUUCCGCAACUCAACCACCAUCACCUAACCCGACUACGCAAGAGUCGUUUUUCAAGUCUGUCAACAAGCGGCUGCAGAUGCUGGAGUCGAACUCGACUUUGUCUCUUCUAUACAUCGAGGAGCAGUCACGUAUACUGCGUGAUGCGUUUAGCAAAGUCGAGAAGCGCCAGCUGUCGAAAACCUCUACCUUUCUCGAAAAUCUGAAUGUGACUGUUUUGAAUGAACUGAGACAGUUCCGCGAACAGUAUGAUCAGGUUUGGAAGACGGUUGCGUUGGAGUUUGAAACCCAGCGCAUCCAAUAUCACCAGGAGAUAUUCUCCUUGAGUGCGCAGCUGGGUGUCCUGGCAGAUGAACUUGUCUUUCAGAAGCGGGUCGCUGUGAUUCAAAGCAUCAUGGUCCUCUUCUGCUUUGGCUUGGUCUUGUUUUCUCGGGGUGCAGUGAGCAGCUAUAUGGAGUUCCCCAGCGUGCAAAACAUGGUGUCUCGAUCCUACAGUUUACGAUCGUCAUCUCCACCAUUUAGCUCGCCCUCCAUGAGUCCCAGUUCUACCAGGCCGACGUCGUCAUAUCGAGGCGGUAACAGGAGGAAUAUUACGGACGACACGCAGGAUAGUGCGCCGAGCCCGACUAUCGCAUACUCGCCGCCAACACCAACCUCAGAGACAUCAGCACCAUUUGAGUCAAUAGAGAAACGAGAAUCAUCGCCAACCCCUGGCGAUCUUGAAUUGCCAAACAUCGAACCUCCCCAGUUCCGGUCGCAAAGCAGCCCUCCCGUCUUGAAAGGCAGCGAAGACACUGAUGAUGGGGAUUCAGAGGCGUCUGGAUCCACGGAGGCGUGA